UCCCGCACGCUGGACACCGUGCCGCGCGUCGACGUGCCGAAGCUCAUGGGCGCCUGGUUCGUCAUCGCGACGAUGCCGACGCCCUUCGAGAAGGGCGCGCACAACGCCAUCGAAACCUACACCAUGGGCAAGGGCGCGCACUGCGUCGACGUCGCCUUCGAGUACAACAAGAACGCCUUCGACGGCAAGAUCACGUCCAUCCCGCAGCGGGGCUCGAACUGGGUCUCGGACAACCCCGCGGGCUGGAAGGUCUCGCCGUUCUGGCCGCUGAAGAUGCCCUACCUCGUCAUCGACCAGUCGCCGGAGCCGCUCGACGACGACAAUUCCUGGUUCGUCGUCGGCUACCCGUCGCGGAGCUACUGCUGGGUCAUGGCGCGGCGGCCGGAGAUGGACGAGAAGACCUACGACGGCAUCGCGUCGCGCCUCGUCGAGACCCACGGCUACCCGCCGGGCCUCCCGUCCAUGGUGAAGAUCCCCCAGGCCUGGGCGCGCGACAAGGCGACGAAGCUCGGCUGGAAGAAGAAGCACUAAGGUUAGCCGAGC
Aureococcus anophagefferens is the source of this 543-nucleotide messenger RNA. RefSeq lists its product as hypothetical. The transcript has a single exon. The annotation marks the transcript as partial. The record is from RefSeq and is a predicted model, not a curated record. Lineage: Eukaryota; Pelagophyceae; Pelagomonadales; Pelagomonadaceae.